AUGGACUUUACAAAUAUGUGUGACCCCACCCCUGUGUUGUGUCCAUCUGAUAACCAGCGAUAUGAAGCCAGUGCCUGUGCCCCAAACGAUAGCCCCGGACCAUCAAACCCUCCACGUACUGUUUCGUCUAAAGAGGCGCCGUCUAGUAACUUAGAAGCGACUAUACUGCAUCAGUUAUCAACAGUAGUGGAACAAUUGAAACUGCAAAGAAAGAGAAUUGGCGAAAUUGCAGCUACAAAAACAUCGCCCGAUUCUGUGAAUAAUAUGUCUAAUAGUGAAUACAAAUGGGGCAGGAUACGUGCAAAGGAUGCCUUUUGUGAUGCUCUUUGUGACGAUCGAGAUAUGGUGUGGCAGAUUCAGAGAACCAGACCAACAAAUGUUGAGGAUGCUGUAAGGUUAGCCGUAGAGUUAGAGGCACACCGUUCCGCCUGUGACACUCAGCCAGGGAAAAUCCGAAGUGUAGAUACACCACCUGAGUUAGUUGAGCUACAAAAUAUGAAGAAGAAAAUCAGUGAUAUGAACGCGUCAUUAGAGAAGUUCAAAAGUGACCAACGAAAGAUGAGUGUGGUAAAUACAAAACAACCUGAGUAUAAAAACCAAUCUCCAGAUGGGUUAAGUAUAUACAACCAACGUGACGAAGAAUCUGACAGUGAUGCACCAUGUGAACCGAUAGACGACUUCCUUGAUAGUGACGACAAUGUAGAUGCCGAUAGAGAUGCGUCAUGUGAACCGAUAGAUGACUCUCCUGACAGUGACUAUUGUGAUAGUAAUGUGGGUGGCGAUAAUGCGGAAUCGUUAAAUGUCCAGGGUUUUGCUCCUGUAACCUCUAGGUAUGAAAGAGUACGCCGACAACCUGCUUAUCUCGACACAUAUGUAAUGUGUGUUUCUUCUAUUCCAAGGAAGUUGGGCGAGGAUGAUGAGAAGAAGAAGCAUGAUAAUAGGAAGAUGGGCGAGAGGAAGAAGGAUGAUGAGAAGAAGAAGGAUGAUGAGAGGAAGAAGGAUGAGAAGAAGAAGGGUGGUGAUAGGAAGAAGGACGAGAGGAAGAAGGACGUUGGGAAGAAGGAUGAUGAGAGGAGACAGGAUUACCAGAAUGAUGACCAGGUUGUUGAGAAGAAGCUUGACAAGAAGGAUGGUGCGAAAAAGAAGGAUGAUUACAAGACGAAGGAUGAUAGCGAUAUAGAUGAUGGGAAGAAGGCUAAUAGAGAGAUAGAUGACGAGAAAAGGGUUGAUGAAGAUAUAGAUGGUGGGGAUAAGGAUGAUAGUGAUGGAGAAGAUAAAAGAUUUAGAAUGGAAGAUAAAGGUGGUUUGUUGAGGAUGAUAAGGCUGGACAAAGAGUUGGGUGGUGCGCCUAAUCUUAAUUUCUCUUUAUAUAGUGAUAUUAGUGAAGAGAGUAGUGCAGGUGGAGACUCUUUGGAAACGUCGGGUGAUGGUGAGGAAGUAGAGGAGAAAGAAGGAGGGAAAGUGGAUAGAGCUACAGAGACGAAAGUGGAGACAGGGGAAACGGGGACGCAGUGUUGUAUGGUGAGUGACGACAAUGUAGAUGCCGAUAGAGAUGCGUCAUGUGAACCGAUAGAUGACUCUCCUGACAGUGACUAUUGUGAUACUAAUGUGGGUGGCGAUAAUGCGGAAUCGUUAAAUGUCCAGGGUUUUGCUCCUGUAACCUCUAGGUAUGGAAGAGUACGCCGACAACCUGCUUAUCUCGACGCAUAUGUAAUGUGUGUUUCUUCUAUUCCAAGGAAGAUGGGCGAGAGGAAGAAGGAUGAUGAGAAAAAGAAGCAUGAUAAUAGGAAGAUGGGCGAGAGGAAGAAGGAUGAUGAGAAGAAGAAGGAUGAUGAGAGGAAGAAGGAUGAUGAGAAGAAGGAUAAUGAGAAGAAGGAUGAUGAGAGGAAGAAGGAUGAUGAGAAGAAAAUGGAUGAUGAGAAGAAGAAGGAUGAGAAGAAGAAGCAUGGUGAUAGGAAGAUGGGCGAGAGGAAGAAGGAUGAUGAAAAGAAGAAGGAUGGUGAGAGGAAGAAGGAUGAGAAGAAGGGUGGUGAUAGGAAGAAGGACGAGAAGAAGAAGGACGUUGGGAAGAAGGAUGGUGAGAGGGAGAAGGACCAGAGGAAGAAGGAUGAUGAUAGGAGACAGGAUUACCAGCAUGAUGACCAGAUUGUUGAGAAGAAGGUUGACAAGAAGGAUGGUGCGAAAAAGAAGGAUGAUUACAAGACGGAGGAUGAUAGCGAUAUAGAUGAUGGGAAGAAGGCUAAUAGAGAGAUAGAUGACGAGAAAAGGGUUGAUGAAGAUAUAGAUGAUGGGAAGAAGGCUAAUAGAGAAAUAGAUGGUGGGGAUAAGGAUGAUAGUGAUGGAGAAGAUAAAAGAUUUAGAAUGGAAUGGAAUGGUGGUUUGUUGAGGAUGAUAAGGCUGGACAAAGAGUUGGGUGGUGCGCCUAAUCUUAAUUUCUCUUUAUAUAGUGAUAUUAGUGAAGAGAGUAGUGCAGGUGGAGACUCUUUGGAAACGUCGGGUGAUGGUGAGGAAGUAGAGGAGAAAGAAGGAGGGAAAGUGGAUAGAGCUACAGAGACGGAAGUGGAGACAACGGAAACGGGGACGCAGUGUUGUAUGGUGAGGUAUAAGAAGAUUGUGGAGGUAGAGAGUAUGACGGAGGAUGGAGAGAGGAGGACAGUGAGAGUAGAGACGGAUUGGGAGGUAGAGAUUGGCGAGCAAUUGUUGUUGUAG
Lottia gigantea (owl limpet) is the source of this 2709-nucleotide messenger RNA. RefSeq lists its product as hypothetical. The record is from RefSeq and is a predicted model, not a curated record. Lineage: Eukaryota; Metazoa; Mollusca; Gastropoda; Lottiidae. The coding region runs from base 1 to 2709 and encodes 902 amino acids. The transcript is spliced from 4 exons.